Molecule: messenger RNA, 1807 nt
Organism: Penicillium cinerascens
Lineage: Eukaryota; Fungi; Ascomycota; Eurotiomycetes; Eurotiales; Aspergillaceae
Product: putative 2-methylcitrate dehydratase
Exons: 3
Coding region: 92-1747 (551 amino acids)
Cellular component (GO): mitochondrion
Molecular function (GO): 2-methylcitrate dehydratase activity; 2 iron, 2 sulfur cluster binding
Source: RefSeq, a predicted model, not a curated record
UUUCUUCUUCCCCCCCCUGCAACUCUUCAAAACUCACUCGGAUUCUCCAUUCGAGCUUUUGAUCUUUGUAUCACAGUCAAUUGCACACAACAUGUCCCUUCCCGCAGUCAGACGGCUGACCCACUCGACCCCCCGCACUUUGGCCCGCAUCCCCGUCUUCAGAUUGCCCACUUUCGCUUCUUCUUCCCGCCUCCCCUCCAUCGCUCCUCGAGUUUCGCGCACUUCUCGCUUUUCCACAAUGGCUGCUCGUCAAUCGGCUGCUCCCCCGGCUUCGGCCGAUAAAGCCUAUGACCCUGAAAUCAAGGAUAUGGCUAGCUACAUCCACGAGUACAAUAUUGACUCCGAUUUGGCGUAUGACACUGCUCGUCUGGUCUUCCUGGACACCCUCGGCUGUGGUCUGGAGGCCUUGAAGUUCAAGGAGUGCUCCAAGCUGCUCGGCCCCGUUGUCGACGGCACCGUUGUCCCCAACGGUACCCGUGUGCCCGGUACCCCCUACCAGCUGGACCCCGUCAAUGGUGCGUUCAACAUCGGCGCCAUGAUCCGCUGGCUCGACUACAACGACUGCUGGCUUGCCGCUGAGUGGGGUCACCCCUCCGACAACCUCGGUGGUAUCUUGGCCGUCGCCGACUGGAUCUCGCGUACCAACCGCGCCGGCGGCAACCUUGGCAACGGCAAGAUUCUGAAAAUCCGUGACGUCUUGGAGGCCAUGAUCAAGGCCCACGAGAUUCAGGGUGUUCUGGCUCUCGAGAACUCUUACAACAAGGUCGGCCUGGACCACGUCGUUCUGGUCAAGGUUGCCACUACUGCCGUCGUCUCCAAGAUGAUGGGUCUCACCGAGAAGCAGACUGCCGAUGCUAUCACCCAGGCUUGGGUUGACGGUCAGAGUCUCCGUACUUACCGCCACACUCCCAACACCAUGUCGCGCAAGUCGUGGGCCGCUGGAGAUGCUUGCCAGCGUGCCGUCAACUUGGUCCUGAAGGUGCAGAAGGGCGAGGGUGGUCUUCACACCGUCCUCUCCGCUCCCGUUUGGGGCUUCUACGAUGUCCUGUUCAAGGGCAACAAGUUCAAGUUCCAGCGCCCCUACGGCAGCUACGUCAUGGAGAACGUUCUCUUCAAGGUUUCCUACCCUGCCGAGUUCCACUCCCAGACCGCCAUCGAGGCCGCCCAGAUCAUCAACAAGAAGCUGGAGGCCAUGGGCAAGAGCGCCAAGGACAUUAAGGAGAUCACCAACCGCACCCAUGAGGCCUGCAUCCGCAUUAUCGACAAACAGUUCAAGGCCAUGGACAACUUCGCUGACCGUGACCACUGCGUCCAGUACAUGGUCGCCACCAUGCUCGCCUUUAACCGCCUCACCGCCACCGACUACGCCGACGGCGGCGAGGCUGCCACCUCCCCUCUGGUCGAGGACCUCCGCAAGCGCAUCAAGUGUGUCGAGGACACCCAGUUCACCGAGGACUACCACAACCCCUCCAAGCGUACCAUUCCCAACGCUCUGACCGUCACCCUCAACGACGGCACCGUCCUCGAGGAGGUCUGCGUUGAGGCUCCUCUGGGCCACCGUCUGCGCCGCGAGGAGGCCAAGCCUGAGAUUCUGGCCAAGUACAAGCGUCACCUCCAGGCGCACUUUGACCAGGCUCGUAUCGAUGAGCUGCUGCAGGUGGGCUGGGACCGCCAGGCGCUUGAGAACUACGAUGUCGACAAGUAUGUUGACCUCUACGUUAAGGAUAAGAUGGUUGCUGCUGCCUAGAUGUUGGACGUGUAUGAUGAACGUAUUUUAACCAUAUGUCGCAAAAUUAUUGUAUAGAAG